This is a messenger RNA of Thunnus maccoyii (southern bluefin tuna), 2237 nucleotides long. RefSeq names its product ADP-ribosylarginine hydrolase (gene adprh). The transcript has 9 exons. Bases 563 to 1633 code for a protein of 356 amino acids. The record is from RefSeq and is a predicted model, not a curated record. NCBI's taxonomy places the organism in Eukaryota, Metazoa, Chordata, Actinopteri, Scombriformes, Scombridae.
CUUACCUAUUAUUUGCAGUGAAUAUGACCAAAUGUCAUAACAGGUUAAUUUCAGAUUUAAUAAAAUAAGGAAAGUAGCUAAUUUGCUAACUCUUCACAGACCAGAGCUAGCUAGCUUAAGUAUCAAUAGAUAUACAAUAGUUGUAUUGCCAGUCAGUGCUUUAAAAUGAAUGUGUAUUCAUUAUAGUGAAUUGGCCAUUGAUAAUUACCUAGUCAUGCUAGUGACAAAACAUUAAUUUACUAAUUCAGAGUUUUAUAGUUGUAGUUUAGGAGUUGUUGCAUUUAGGUUUUUACACAAUAGCACUCAGAUUAAUGCAAAUAAAAUAUGUGCGGUGCAGCUAUAUGAAAAUGCCCGCACGCCUUCAAGCUGCUGGCUCGGUGUUGGAAGUAAUGUGCAAUAGUUUUAGUCAAUGGACGCUGGUGUUUGCAGGGUUUGUCUGAGCUUGAGACUGCGCUAAUACUUGCAACAAAAAGCAGCAGUGAGUGUCCCGUUUGCAGCCCCGGUGUCAACUUGUGUGUGUGACCGCCUACUGAAGCCUGAUUUCGGGGAGAGACGCGCUGCAAUGGACCGUGGAAGUGCGACACUGGAGCACUAUAAGGCAGGCAUGUUGCUGAGUGGUGUUGGUGAUGCUCUAGGCUACAGGAACCAGCUGUGGGAGUACAACGAGUCGGGACCAGCCAUUCACCAGGAGCUGAAGGAGCUCGGCGGUCUGAAGAACAUCAAGGCCGAGCUCCCUGACUGGCCGGUGAGCGAUGACACAGUUCUGCAUCUGGCAACGGCUGAAGGACUAGCGACUGGGAAGAUGGGGGAGGAUCUCCUGCAUGAGGUGGCUGCUCGCUAUGUUGAGGCUAUGAAAGACAUGGAAGGGAGGAAACCAGGGCCUUCAAGCAUUCUAGGAGUCUCCCAGCUGAAGCCUGGGCAGGAAGGGGGCUUCAGAGUGCCCUAUAACCCCGAGGGAACAGGCUGUGGAGCGGCCAUGAGAUCCAUGUGCAUUGGUCUGAGGUAUCCGAAGCCUGAUCAGCUGUUGUCGUUGGUGGCGGUUGCUGUGGAGACAGGCAGGAUGACCCAUCCUCACCCCACUGGUUUCCUGGGAGCCGUAGCGUCGGCCCUUUUCACAGCGUAUGCCGUUCAGCGCAGGCCCAUCACGACUUGGGGUCUUGGCCUGAUCAAUGAGGCCUGUCCGAUAGCAAAGACCUUUGUUCAGGCUCGGGGCUUCGCCGUUGAGGAGGCGGAAAGAGACUGGGCCUACUUCUGUGACAAGUGGCAGUGGUAUCUGGACACGAGGUGCAUCUCUACUGGGGUGGGGCCUGUGAAUUGGCCGGAGUCCUAUGGCCCAGCUGAGAGAGAUGAAGUCUACAAGAGCUUCAGUCUGUCGGGCUGGGCAGGACGCAGCGGUCACGACGCUCCGAUGAUAGCGUACGACGCCCUGCUGGGAGCAGGCGCAGACUGGGAAGAGCUGAUGAGCAGAGCGGGCUUCCAUGGAGGUGACAGUGACAGCACAGCAGUGAUCGCCUGCUGCUGCUGGGGUCUCCUCUACGGCACCAAGGGGGUCCCAGAAGGCAACCACUCCAACCUGGAGUACCGGGACCGACUGGUGCGCUGCGCCGAGCAACUCUACGCCAUUUCGCACUAAGAAGGCCACAGCAGCUUGCCGCACUGACCGAGUGUGUCCCAUCGCGGUGCAGUAAAGGGAAACUAGGCCACACACUCUGACACAUUGACGUAGGACUAGUCGGUGCGUCCAACAGUACAUUGAUCUUGAGUGCUGUCACUGAGCCACCAAGUGCGGUGUCAUGCUUGCCUGAAGGGGAAGCAGAGUGUCCCACUAACCCAAAGAGUCAUUUCUGCCACAACAAGGGCUGCGUGCCUCAUGAUGUUGGCACUGGGGUUGGUGAAUUAAGAGGGGUCCCCCUAGUGACCACUUUAAAUUACCAUGCAGAGCUGUAUCACUGACAAAUUCAAGCUAAUGAGAAUGUGAAGAGAAUACAUAAAGUCCCCUAGGAGGUAAUUACUUCAUUUUGUCAGCAUGACAUAAUAGCAAAUGCUUAGCGGGCUUCAAAUUAAAUGUGCUCUCGUUUUUGUAUAAUGAAAGAUACAUUUCUGCAUCUCAUUAUGGUUACUUACUGUUACUUCACGCAGUGCAGGGCAAAAAUGUAACUGCGAUACUGUAGGCAAGCACAAUUAAUGAAAACAAUAAAUUAAACAAACAAAGCUUUGUAGUAGAGUUGAAAACUUUA